Anastrepha obliqua is the source of this 1549-nucleotide messenger RNA. RefSeq names its product defective pharyngeal development protein 4 (gene fd3F). Lineage: Eukaryota; Metazoa; Arthropoda; Insecta; Diptera; Tephritidae. Gene Ontology annotation, biological process: regulation of DNA-templated transcription. The coding region runs from base 41 to 1549 and encodes 502 amino acids. The record is from RefSeq and is a predicted model, not a curated record. The transcript has 5 exons. Gene Ontology annotation, cellular component: nucleus. Gene Ontology annotation, molecular function: cis-regulatory region sequence-specific DNA binding; DNA-binding transcription factor activity.
AUCAUCACCUCAAGCCCAGUUUCUAGUUCCUGAGAAGCAAAUGUCAAGAUCACCUGUAAAUAUGGGUAUUGGCAGGUAUCGCCAACAUCAGCUGCAGCAAACGGUCGGUCAGUCGCUGCAAUCGCAGCAAAUUCAACAGUCUAUGUCAGAAACCAGCGCGUUACCCGAUACGGAGGCGGACUUUGAGGAUAAGAAUCUUUCUUGGUUAUUGAAUUUUAAGUUUGAUGAGUUCCCCCACCUUUCGCCGGACUUGGGUGGCAAUAGCAGUAACAACUUGAAUACGAAUGUAUUGCAAGUGGGUGGCCAACAACACAAUAUCUCAUCGCCUACAUCAUCGCACAAAUCGAAUUCCUGUUCACCGCAGUCCUCCUUGUCGACAUCAACGUCACAUUUAGGCGUUCAGCAGUCGGUAAAUGACUACACCCGUUCACCAAAAAGUUCCACAAAAGCUGGAAAGAAGUUCGAGGAACUGGUUAUGGAGGUCACCGCAGAAGUGGAUGGAAAUGAUAUGAUAGUCGCUGAAAAUGUAGUCGUCGAAUACUCACCACAGAGAGCGCCAAAGAAACCACCAUUUACGUAUACAGAACUCAUCGAAUACGCCCUCGAGGAUAAGGGUGAACUAACGGUUUCGGGGAUAUAUCAAUGGAUAUCUGAUCGUUUUCCAUAUUACAAAUCGAACGAUGAUCGUUGGAAGAAUUCAGUGCGACACAACCUCUCGAUCAAUCCGCAUUUCCGCAAAGGUCUCAAAGCACCCCAAGGAGCCGGACAUUUAUGGACAAUAUCAAGUGGGGAUUCAGCAGAGAAUGUGCUGGCGUGGGAACAUAAGAAGCAACGACUGGAUUUAUUCUUCAAAAUGGAGUCUAUGAACCGCGAACGCCUGCAACAGCAUCAACAGCAAAUGCAGCAACGCCAAAGCUGCACCUCACCACAUCCGGAUUGCCAACAACACCAUCGACAACAACAACAACAAAGACAGCAACAGCAACACCAACAACAACAGCAAUGUGUCUAUGAUGAAGCCGCCACAGCAGCUGACACAAUCAAACGAGAAAUGCUCAACAGUAGCGGCGACGAAGGCUGCAUCCAGAAUUGCAAUAACACUACAAAUAACAACAAUCAAAGGCUCGAGAGCACACAAUUGGUGCACGAAUUACCCUUUAACGAUCUGAUGAGCGACGAAGAACUUCGCAAGACAGCUGGACAAAUCUUGAAUGGCAUACAUCGCGAAGUUGAAGUACAAUCGGUGAACUCUAUUAUCAGCACCUAUCAGGAUGUGCUGCUGGACAAUGAAGAUUACCUUAACCCUAUACACAAGGACAUCGCCGUACAUGAGAGUGGCUUACGUAGCUCGAAUGCAACACAUCUGCCAAGCGCCUCAUACACACAGACGCACAAUACAACGAACUCACAGUAUUAUAUCACAGAAAUCGAUCCACUCGAACUGGGCGUACAAAUGUCGCAGCAAGUGGGUGCGGAGGAGGUACUUUUCAGCGAUGAGUUCAAUUUGAAUUACUUUGGUUAUAAUGGCGCUAACGAUAUUGUUGCCUGA